Engraulis encrasicolus (European anchovy) is the source of this 3169-nucleotide messenger RNA. RefSeq names its product branched chain ketoacid dehydrogenase kinase (gene bckdk). The record is from RefSeq and is a predicted model, not a curated record. NCBI's taxonomy places the organism in Eukaryota, Metazoa, Chordata, Actinopteri, Clupeiformes, Engraulidae. Gene Ontology annotation, molecular function: pyruvate dehydrogenase (acetyl-transferring) kinase activity. Gene Ontology annotation, cellular component: mitochondrion. Bases 213 to 1484 code for a protein of 423 amino acids. The transcript has 11 exons. Gene Ontology annotation, biological process: protein phosphorylation; regulation of glucose metabolic process.
CAUUUUGUCCUGUAUCAUUCGGUUAGCUUGCUAGCUAUGUGAUCUCAUCUUUAUACGUGCCCUUGCGCACGGGAGCAACCCCUUAUGAGGAUGUCUUUGUAAAUGGCCAGCUGAUCCAUUUCAGAAAGGGACAAAGACCGUUGUCGUCGGAGACAGGCACACAACCCACAAGGAUCAGCUAACUGAAGUUAGCUUGCGAGUCAAUCGCAAAAAUGCGACAACGAGUGACAGUAAGAGCACUCGAGAUGCUGGGCUCUGGUACAGUCACCAGCCCUAGACUGCUACUGAGUUCGAGGGCAGUUACUGUACUUGGUGUGGGGGACGGGAAUGAAAGAUUCCGCUCCACGUCCUCAGUUCAAGGUUUUUCGGAGCUGGCUAGGGAAAGGUCCAAAACGGUGACUUCGUUUUAUAAUCAAUCUGCCAUCGACAUAUCAGCCGAAAAGGCCUCUGUCAGACUCACUCCAGCCACACUGCUGUAUGCUGGCAAAUCCCCAGAUGGACACCAUGUCCUGAGUAGUGCCAAGUACCUGCACAAAGAACUGCCUGUGCGUAUUGCACACCGCAUCAAGGGUUUCCGCAGUCUACCCUUCAUCAUUGGCUGCAACCCAACCAUCCUGAAAGUGCAUGAACUUUACAUUCGGGCCUACCAUGUGCUAAGUGACUUUCCAUCGAUCAAGGACCAAGAUACUGAGGCUCGCUACAGUAAGCUGGUACAGCAGCUGCUGGACGACCAUAAAGAUGUGGUGACGUUGCUGGCUGAGGGCUUCCGAGAGUGCCGCAAGCACAUCACGGAUGAGAGCCUGGUGCGUAAUUUCCUGGACACCACUCUGACCUCCCGCCUGGGGAUCCGCAUGCUGGCCACCCACCAUCUUGCCCUUCACGAGGAGAACCCUGACUUUGUGGGGAUCAUCUGUCGGCGACUGUCCCCCAAAAAGAUAAUUGAGAAGUGGGUGGAUUUCGCCCGGCGUCUCUGUGAGCACCAGUAUGGCAACUCCCCACGUGUCCGCAUCAACGGCCAUGUGGCGGCCCGCUUCCCUUUCAUCCCCAUGCCUCUGGACUACAUCCUGCCAGAGCUCCUCAAGAAUGCCAUGAGGGCUACCAUGGAAAGCCACUUGGACACCCCGUAUAAUGUGCCAGAUGUCGUCAUUACCAUCGCUAACAACGAGACAGACUUUGUCGUCAGGAUAUCCGACCGUGGUGGAGGCAUCCCCCACACUAUCGUUGAGAAGGUGAUGGACUACCACUUCAGCACAGCCGAGGACAGUGCCCAGGACCCCCGCAUGAGCAACCUGUUCGACAACAUCACCAACAGCGGACCUCAGUCUGGGCCUAUGCAUGGUUUUGGCUUCGGCCUGCCCACCUCCCGAGCCUAUGCCGAGUACCUGGGCGGCUCGCUGUCCAUCCAGUCCAUGCAGGGCAUCGGUACUGACGUCUACCUGCGCCUCCGCCACAUCGACGGCAAGGGAGAGAGCUUCAGAGUCUGAGGAACCCACCGCACCUCAGCCAGACUCCACCCUCACCUCACACAACAAGAAUGGAGGGUGGUUGCAGUGCUGGGGGGGGUCAGGUGGAGACAGAGGGGUGGGUUUGGAUGGGGGUGACCCCGGCUGGUUAAAUAAGCCCUCUUCUCCACGCAGGUCACCUUACUCUUUUUAUCAGUUCCCUUUUUCGUUUUUUUUUCUUGUUUGUUUUGAUUUUGAUAUUUCAGUUAACGGGUCUCUACCACAGCAUGCAUAGAACUUUUUCAAAGGCAAAAAAAAAUACAUAGACAUUCUUCUUGCUCACUGUGUUUUUAAACAAGCUGCCACCAGCCUUAAACGAGGAUAGCUGGGUCGAUCAGUGUCAAAACAACCUUAUAAACGGAGUAUUUCCAGCGAAUUAUCCUCUCAAGGACUGCCUCACGGAGUCUCUGUUUUCCUCACACUCCAGUUGACUGCGGAGGAGAUGUCACUUGCCGUGGACUGCCUCAAGUGAACACGUUUGCCUUAGGACUGAUGAAUUUGAUGAAUUUACAGAUUCGGUGGAAUGGGCUACAGUGUAAUCUCUCUCCCUGUCUAGACAUUGACCUCCUGCUCUCACACAUGUGUGUAUGUGUACCUUUCAAGAGAGGCAUUGGCAGAGCUUUGAUCUUUAAAAUUUGAUUUCUUUGCAUUUUGCCAUCUUGCAUUCGCCGUUGUAUUGGUCGUUACAUUUUUGUUUUCCCCUCCAUAACGGCUAUCCACAGUUAUGCUUGUUCAUUGUAGAAUAGUAGAAUUUCUAUCCACAUGUACAAUAACAUGGGGAAUAGCCCGUUCUCCAAAUAGGACAUAGGAAAAGCUCAUGCACACUGCAGCUAAUGCUUUAUUCAAAUGUGUCAACUGCCUGGAAUUGACAUGAGAAAGAUGGUCUGUGUAGUGUGAUUCAUUUUUUUUUAAUUUUUGUUUUCAAUGUUGUGUGUGUUCUUUGUUUGUGCCAGUUUUUUUCCAGACAUAGAGGAUCAGGAUUGUCAAUGUUUAAAUUAUGAUUUUCUAAGUUGUUGAAGGUAUGAGUUUGGUGCAUAUUAAAAAGGUCACAUUCCAGAAAGGGCCAUUUUGAAAGCUAUGAAAUGGAGCGUCAUUGGGAAUGCACAAUGUCAUAAAAUUAUCAAAAGUGCAAGUCUUUCCCAUGCCUGCAGGUAAUGUACAUUUUAUUUUACUUUCCGCCAUGAACUCAUGUCAGUUUUAUUUGCAUAAACAUGAUAUUCAAUUUUUAUCAGGAAACUUUUGUAUGUGCCUCUUAUUUGGUAUUUAACAAAGGUCAUGAGGCCAGACACAAGUUAGGGGUAUGGGGUAAACAAAACAUUUCAGGGGCACAGGCGUCAGACAGGGGGUUGCAUGAAAUGAAAAGUGAAACCAUGAAGAUAAUUUAAUCUCUCAAGGUGCCCAGCCAUUUGUCUGCUGGCCUCUCUACACUCAGUAGUGGUGAUCGCACAUGGUGAUAGCAUGGGCAGCAUGCAGUCAAAAAGGGUUGGUUUGUGUUACAAGUUCGCCACCUGCUGGCGAAGACUGCGGGAAAUAGUUUGCCUGUUUGUUUUUUCUUUUAUUUUACAUGCAUAGUCUGCUGGCGAUAGAUUAUGUAUUGGUGUCUGUAGUCAUUAUUGGAAAUGAUCCUGUAAGAAUGAUUUUUGUCAUUAAAGAUAUGGCUGAGUAAA